Cyprinus carpio (common carp) is the source of this 2307-nucleotide messenger RNA. RefSeq names its product activin receptor type-1-like. The transcript has 9 exons. Lineage: Eukaryota; Metazoa; Chordata; Actinopteri; Cypriniformes; Cyprinidae. Gene Ontology annotation, cellular component: plasma membrane; BMP receptor complex. Bases 117 to 1628 code for a protein of 503 amino acids. Gene Ontology annotation, molecular function: ATP binding; SMAD binding; transforming growth factor beta receptor activity, type I. The record is from RefSeq and is a predicted model, not a curated record. Gene Ontology annotation, biological process: transforming growth factor beta receptor signaling pathway; BMP signaling pathway; cellular response to growth factor stimulus.
AACACUUUAUUUAAAAAUACAAAAAAAAUUUGUGAUGCUUCGUAGCACUGUAAUGAUGUUUUGCUGAUUGUUUUCUUCUAGGUCAGUGAUGAUGUCUGUUUUUGUUCAGGUCUGUAAUGUUAAGAAUUGAGAUGAUUCUGCUGUUGGUGGUCAUGUUGGCUUCACCUGCUGCCUGUAUGGAAGAUAAAGGCAGCACUGGUGAUGUUGAGUGUGUUUGCGAGGGGUUCUCAUGCAAUGGUGACCAGCACUGUUUUGGCCUGCAGUGUUUCUCCUCCCUGUCUGUUGAGAACGGGAUGGCCCUUCAGCACAAAGGAUGCAUUGUUGGUAGUGAAGAAGUGGCAGUGCGCUGCAAAAACUCCCAGACUGUGGACUCACUGGUGCACUGUUGCCAGGAAACAUUGUGUAAUAUGAAUGUUACCGUGGAGAUGCCAAGUACAGUGGUGGAGGGCCCCAACUAUAGUGUGACAACACUGACCAUUGUGAUUGUGGCUCCAGUCAUCGUUCUGAUUCUGUCUGGUGUGGCUAUCAUGAUCUUCCGUUGUAUUCACCAUCACCAGAUGGAGCAUCUGACUGCUCAUGAUGCGGAGUAUGGCACCAUCGAUGGUCUGAUUGCAUCUAAUGUGGGAGAGAGCACACUCGCGGAUCUGUUGGAUCAUUCCUGUACAUCUGGUAGUGGCUCUGGACUACCUUUCCUGGUCCAGAGGACAGUAGCCAGACAGAUCACUCUCAGCGAGUGUGUUGGUAAAGGUCGGUAUGGAGAGGUCUGGAGGGGUCAGUGGCAGGGAGAAAGCGUGGCUGUGAAAAUAUUCUCAUCUCGAGAUGAGAAAUCUUGGUUCAGAGAGACAGAAAUCUACAACACUGUCCUGCUUCGACACGAGAACAUUCUGGGCUUUAUUGCAUCUGAUAUGACAUCGCGUAACUCCAGCACUCAGUUGUGGCUAAUCACACAUUUUCAUGAGAUGGGCUCUCUCUACGAUUACCUGCAACUCAGCAUGCUGGAUGCUUCUGCCUGUUUGCGGAUGGCACUGUCCAUCGCCAGUGGCCUGGCCCAUCUGCACGUGGAGAUCUUUGGCACACAGGGCAAACCAGCUAUCGCUCACAGAGACUUAAAAAGCAAAAAUAUUUUAGUCAAAAAAAAUGGCCAGUGCUGCAUUGCAGACCUCGGUCUCGCCGUGAUGCAUUUUCAGGACACAAAUGAGCUGGACGUAGGGAAUAAUCCUAAAGUUGGGACCAAGCGCUACAUGGCCCCCGAGGUUCUCGAUGACUCCAUUCAGACAGAUUGCUUUGAGUCUUACAAACGAGUCGAUAUCUGGGCCUUUGGACUUGUGCUGUGGGAAAUUGCUAGAAGGACAAUAAGUAAUGGUAUUGUUGAAGAUUACAAGCCCCCAUUCCAUGACGUAGUGUCGAGUGACCCAAGCUUUGAGGACAUGAAGAAGGUGAUUUGCAUAGACCAACAGAGACCAAACAUCCUAAACAGAUGGUUCUCAGACCCAACUUUAACAUUAAUCGUUAAACUCAUGAAGGAAUGCUGGUACCAGAACCCAUCAGCCAGACUUACAGCAUUACGCAUCAAAAAGACUCUGACAAAAAUGGAUCAUUCUUUGGACAAAAUAAAAGAGGACAUAUGAACUACUUCUUAUGGAAGACCUUAAAGGCCUUUUACCCUGCCUAGUGGAUGUCUCAUCUGGAGAACAAACCCGAAAAGAGAUAAUCUUGGUUUAGUGCUCUUAUAGAGGCACAUCAUAUUUAUUUUGAAUUUAAAGUGGGGCAUAUUUUGGCAUCCAAAGAUGUUGUAGCGGGCAUUUAAAAGACUGCAGACUGCUUUUCAUAUGGGAGUUAUUUCUUAUAGCACAUAGGAUUUUCCUUUCUCGUUCUGUCACAUACAGUAACUACAGCUGGGCAUUUGAAGAAACCACUUUAAUGUUACAAUUUACUUAAAAAAUAUGUAACCUUACCAACUUACAAAUCAGACAGUUCUAGUUCAUAAUACAGCUACACCAUAUUCAACUGCAACUCUACAAAGAAAAGAGAUAUUGCUUUUUCAUCCUGGCUCUUUAUCAUUGUCAUUUUUAGUGUAAGUAGACAGUAAACAUUACUCAGUCAAUCUGUCCUGAACAAAUUAUGAGUUUUAAGGUUGCAACUCAGUGUCUUUAUGCACCUUCUCUUGUGUAAUGUGUUAAAUCUGAAAGGUUUUGUAUAUCACUGCACAUUUAACAUUAUGUAUUUGUUUUUUGUAAGUUUCAUAUUGUUUGUAAAUACAGAUGCUGAAAGAGUAAAACAACCUAAAUAAACCAACAAGAUCCUGAA